Sturnus vulgaris (Common starling) is the source of this 1795-nucleotide messenger RNA. The record is from RefSeq and is a predicted model, not a curated record. NCBI's taxonomy places the organism in Eukaryota, Metazoa, Chordata, Aves, Passeriformes, Sturnidae.
AUGCUACUUAAAAAAAUACAGACCUGUUCUGAGAAACUCUACAACACAGUCAUUAAGUCUUCCAUGCUCUACUUCUCUAGAGGUGAAGUUGCAGUGCAAACUGGAGAUCUGUUGCCAUGUAAGAUUUGUGGAAGAACUUUCUUCCCAGCAGCUCUGAAAAAGCAUGGACCCAUUUGCCAAAAAACUUCUUCCAAGAAAAGGAAGACAUUUGAUUCCAGCCGACAGAGAGCAGAAGGAACUGACAUUCCCACAGUAAAACCUCUUAAGCCACGGCCAGAACCACCCAAAAAACCUUCUAACUGGAGACGAAAGCAUGAGGAAUUUAUAGCAACUAUACGAGCAGCCAAAGGACUUAAUCUUAAAGAUGGUGGAAAACUCCCUCCACCACCUCCACCAUCAUAUGACCCUGAUUACAUUCAGUGUCCAUACUGUCAGAGGAGAUUUAAUGAAAAUGCAGCUGACAGACACAUCAAUUUCUGUAAGGAGCAAGCUGCACGUAUUACUAAUAAGGGGAAAUUGGCAGCUGAUACCAAAGGGAAGCUUCCUACUCGAACACAGUACAAACCUACUCCAGUUAAGAAGAUGCCUUCUGUAGGAUCAACACCAUCACCAUCAUCACGCUUACCACAGCCAAGUGGUGUUAGCAAAACUGUUGUAGGUGCCUCUUCAAGUAAAGCACUGUCUUCUGGAUCCAGUGGGAGCAAAAUUCAGACGUUAUCACCAGCUCAUAAAAACUCGCUGGGAAUGGUGAACCCACAAGCAGGAGGUGCAACAAAAACUCGGACAUCAACCCCUCCUAGUGUGGCAAGAGCCAUGAGCACAGGUGCUUUAACAAACAGAAGAAAAACUAGCAAUUCAGACACUAACUUAAGGGAAGGUCUGACGGGAAAACUGGGUGUGACAGUGGAGAUUACCCAUCCUCAGUCAAUGGAGGAAGUGCAAAAAGCAGUGAAGGAAUUUCACCUGUACAGUUAUCCAAGUUCUGCCAUGAAUGUGGAACAAAGUAUCCAGUGGAAUGGGCAAAGUUCUGCUGUGAGUGUGGAAUUCGAAGAAUGGUUGUGUGAACACAUUCUUUAAAGCAGAAAGAAAACAAGAAAUUGGAACAUCUGCUAUGUACUGUUGCAUGGAAAGCUUGAGCACUCCAUCCAGUUAGACUUUAUGCUGCAAGCAUCGAAACAUCAUUUUGCAAUUUUCUGAGUGCAAUCUUCUGGUUACACAAUUAUUUAUAAACAAUGAUAUAUACUGUAUAUAAAAAUAGCAGCUACCUAAACUGUGCCAUUCAAGGAAAUACUUUUUACUCUUUGUUGAAAAUAUUUAAAAUUAAGGUAAAAAUGCGUUAAGUAACCUAGGUAGCAGAAGAGGUUCAAUGUUAUUUUUUUUGUAAAUCCUACUAGGCAAAGGAUUUUUUAAAUCUCUUAUGUAGGGUAAUACUUACCUAUAGGGAACUAGCCAUGAACAACUUGGGCUUCAAAGGUUUCUCUGUGGAGGCAUUUCCUUCAUCUGUGACAGUACCUUAGAUGCUGUCUUCUAAGUGAAAACAACAUGAGCAACUCCUUAUAAAUUCCUAGAUAAAAGUGUCAAAAUUUCGGAUCUUUAAAUUUUAACAGUAAUAUGCGAAUUGGACUUUCCAGUUACUUCCUAUGAAUUUUUUAAAGAAUUGAAGCAGAAACACUACCUGAGAAUUCUCUUUGUAUCUAAGAAGAAAGGCAAGAUUUUCUUUUUGUGGCUUUCCAUGUUCUGUUUUCCAGUAAAAACGUGUUAAUAUUUUUAUGUAUUUAUAAGGACAAAUAUGGCA